AUAAAUUUGUUAUACGAAAAAUCAACGUUACGACGUACAUCCGUACGUGCAACGUAACGUUGUUGGUGUCACAUCACAACGUGCCUCAAACAGUUGUCGGCGAUUCGGUCGCGUUGAACGGCCCAACGCAGCCAAUGCCGUGGGCCAUACGUUCACCACGAAUCGCACGAUCGAGCUGCUGUAAACGAUUUAUAAAAUCUUCACACAAUUGCCUUGCGUUUUGCCCGAUGUGCCUUCACGUUUUUAAAAGUAACAACGAAAACUCAGCAAUGAGUUUCAAUUCUCCAAUAAUGCCUUUUAAAACUAAGUCUAUAAUUUUAUUAUCGAAAAACGCAAAAAUCAACAAAAUCGACAAUAAAAACAACAUAGUUAGUCAAUAUCUGCAAUACAACUACAAGCAGCGUAGAAAAAGCGACGUCAAAACGUACAACGACAAGUGCCAAAAUGUCAACACUAUCGUUACGUAUACAGUUAGAGGGUGGCCGUGUCACAAAGACCAUACAAUUCCAUCCCAAUACGACAGUAUUUGAUGCCUGUAAAAUUAUACGGGAUAAGUUUGCCGAAGCUGUGCAGGGACAACCCAGCGAAUAUGGUCUAUUUAUAUCGGAUGAGCAACAUCAACAGGGCGUUUGGCUGGAAGCCGGCCGUACACUCGGCUAUUAUAUACUCCACAAUCAGGACACGCUGGAAUAUCGACGUAAGCUACGUACGUUGCGUGUGCGUAUGUUGGACGGUGCCGUGAAGACCAUACUUGUCGAUGACUCGCAACCGGUGUCGCAAUUAAUGGUGGUCAUUUGCACGAAAAUUGGCAUCACCAAUCAUGAGGAGUAUGGACUGGUGCGCGAAGAUAACGAGGCGCAGAAUGAGAGCCUGCCGGAUAAUAAGUUUGGCACGUUGACGUUGCGUCGGAAAUUCACCGAAAAGGAUCGUGAUGCAAAGAUGGAAAGUUUGCGCCGGAAGCUGAAAACCGAUGAUGAAAUCAAUUGGGUGGAUGUCGGUAAGACGUUGCGCGAACAAGGCAUUGAUGAGUCGGAAACGGUUUUGUUGCGUCGUCGCUUCUUCUUCUCGGAUCAAAAUAUUGACUCACGUGAUCCGGUGCAAUUGAAUUUGUUGUACGUGCAGGCGCGUGACGCCAUACUCGAUGGCACACAUCCCGUUACACAGGAUAAAGCUUGUGAAUUCGCUGGCAUACAAGUGCACAUACAAUUUGGCCCACACAACGAAGCCAAGCAUAAGCCGGGAUUUUUAGAUUUAAAGGAUUUCCUGCCGCAAUCCUACGUACGUGUGAAGAACAUUGAAAAGAAAAUAUUUGCGGAGCACAAGAAACACGCCGCUCUGACGGAAAUCGACGCCAAAGUCUUGUAUACGAAGACGGCACGUGAGCUGCCUACCUACGGUGUGACAUUCUUCUUGGUGAAGGAGAAGAUGAACGGACGCAAUAAGUUGGUGCCACGCUUGUUGGGCGUAACCAAAGAUUCCGUUUUGCGUUUGGAUGAACGCACCAAGGAGAUUUUAGUAUCGUGGCCAUUGACGACGGUACGACGUUGGGGCGCCUCACCGAAUACCUUCACAUUGGAUUUCGGUGAUUAUGCCAAUCAAUAUUACUCGGUGCAAACAACCGAGGCUGAGCAAAUUGUACAGCUAAUCGCUGGUUAUAUUGAUAUUAUAUUGAAGAAGAAACAAACCAAAGAUCAUUUUGGUAUCGAGGGAGAUGAGGGCUCUACCAUGGUGGAGGAGUCAGUUGCGCCCUCAAAAGCAACAUUCUUGCAACAUGAAACAAAUAAAAUUGGUAAAAUCAAUACCGAGUCGCUGGCACAUCCCGAAAUACUGCGUGCAUCUGAUGGCGAGCGCAAGUACACGCAAGGCGAAAUGCAGUCAGUGCAAUAUGGCGCCUUCGUGGGGCAAGUUAACCACGCCCACCAACCGCCAACGACGAAGGAGGUACGCAUAAGCACUGUGAACUUAACCGAACCGCAACGCGCGCUACUCGGCUACAUCUCGGCGGGUCAAGAUGUCUUGCUGCGUGCCGAUGAGGAGCUUAGAACGAAGGCGCCAAUACAGGAGCUCGGCACGGACUUGCGUUCGAUCGAAUGGCGUGAGAACACCUUGGAUACUUCAAAGCAGGCCGUGACCAGUCAUGUGGCUACAAUGAAUGCGGCUACCGCACAAAUUAUAACCGCCUCACAGUUCGAUGAGGUCGAUACGGAGGCUAUUUCCGCAUCAGUUUCACAAAUAACACAAACCAUACCGGAAGUAACGAAGGAGGUGCGUCUAAUCGCCGCGCUCAUGGAGGAUAGUAACAAUGGUGAUCGUUUGUUAGAUGCCGCACGUAAUUUAUGCAAUGCCUUCAGCGAUUUGUUGAAGGCUGCCGAGCCGGAGAGCAAAGAACCUUCACAGAAUCUCAUCAAUGCCGCUAGUCGCGUGGGUGAGGCGACGACGCAUGUGCUCAGCACCAUUGCUGAAGAGGAAGCGCCUGAAAAUAGUGAUUUGCAUGAUAUGCUUUUGACUUUGGCCAAGGCCGUGGCGAAUACCACUGCCGCUUUGAUGUUGCGCGCCAAGGCGAUUGCGGCCAGCUGCGAGGAUGAGGAGUCACGCAAUCGCGUUAUUGGCGCGGCCAGUCAAUGCGCCUUGGCGACUAGUCAGCUGGUGGCUUGCGCUAAAGUUGUUGCGCCAACGUUGCAUAAUGCCGCUUGUCGUGAACAAUUGGAGGCAGCGGCACGUAAUGUGGCGCGCGCUGUUAACAACUUGUGUGAGGUGUGCAACGAUGCCACUAACGAUCCGAAACUGAAGAAUGAUCUGCUUGCCGCCGCACGUGAUGUGUCGAAGAGUUUGAGUGAUAUGUUGGAUCACGUGAAGUUGAGUUCGCGCGAAUAUGCUAGUCGCACCAGCCAAGAGAUGAGUCCGGUGGAGAAUGUUAUUAUCGGCACGGACAUACUUGUGUCGUCCAAUGAUCCACAGGAAAUGGUACGUCACGCCAAAACGCUCGGACAAGCAACCGCACAAUUGAUACAGAGCAUCAAGGGUGAGGCGGAUCAACAGAAGGAUGAGGAUAUGCAACGUCGUUUGCUUUCAGCCGCCAAGCAGUUGGCUGAUGCUACAGCAAAACUCGUCGAAGCCGCACGCCUCUGCUCCGGUAAUCCACAAAACACCGAAAAUCAAAAUGCUUUGCGUCGCGCGGCCGAGGAGUUGCGUGAAAUCACAACCACCACUGCAAAUACGCCAGCCAUGAAACGUAAUCUAAUUCAUCGUCUCGAGUACUGCUCCAAACAGGCUGCCUCGGCGGCUACCCAAUGCAUUUCGGCAGCACAGAAUGCCGUGCAGCAUAGUGAUGACCAUCAAACUAAGGAGCAAUUGUUGCAAGACUGUAAACGCGCGGCCGACACAAUACCACGUUUGGUGACCUCGGUGAAGACCACACGUUCCAGUCCAGAUGAUCCUAAUGCCCAACUAAAUCUUAUCGAAGCCGCUGAGCAAUUUAUCGAACCAGCCAUACAGGUAUCGCGUUCCGCACGCGCGCUACAACCCACCGUCACCGAUAUACCCUCAGCGACCCAGCUCUCGAAGAGCGCACUUUAUUUGGGUCAAACCGUGUCCGAAUUGAAUUCGGCCGCGCAACGUGCACGUGAAGCUUGCGGCGGUCAAGAAUUGGAGUCUGCCUUGGAGGCGGUGCGCAAUCUGCACAACGUGCUGGACGACACACGUAAGGCGGCGCAAUCGGGCAGCAUUCGUCCAUUGCCUGGCGAGACGGUCGAAAACACCGCACAACAGUUGCGCAUCUCUGCCAAAAAUGUGGGUCUGGCGCUCAGACAGUUGCUCUCAUCGGUUAUACAAGAACAACGUCGUUACGCAGGUGUGGCCGGACGUGAUACCGCUUUAGCGCUCGGUGAUUUCACAAAGAGCGUGCAUGGCGUUGCAGCUACAACAAAGAACCCGGUUGUUAUAGAUUGCGCCGACGAUGUGGUAUUGCACUCGGCGCGCCUGAUCGAAGAAGCACAACGCACGCUGCAAAAUGUCGGCAACACCGAUGCGCUAACCAAAUCUGGACGUGAUGUGACCGCUGCGCUUUCGAAGACUGUCGAUUGCAUACCUGGUCAACGUGAAGUGGAUAAUGCCUUGCGUAAUGUGAGUGAAUUAAGUGAAAUACUCUCGAUGAGUGAAUUCCCACCGUCGGAACGUAACUACAACACAUUGCAGUCGGAGUUGAAACAGGUCGCCGAGGGUCUCAGCGCGGCUAGCGGUCAAAUAGUGCUGGCGUACGAUAGUCCUGCGCAAUUAGCCGAUACUAGCCAAAACUUUGCCACCAACUAUCGCGAUCUGCUCGCUGUUUCAAUGGAGAUGGUCGGUCAAACGCCCGAUGAGGUCGUACGCUCCGAAAUGAUCGACCGUUUGCGCAAUGUCUCCACGCAAUCUUGUUCAUUACUAUCUGCCGCCAAGUCAAUUGCCGCCGAUCCAGGUCAACCAAAUGCCAAGAAUCUGUUGCAUGCCGCAGCUCGCAGUGUCAUCGAAAGCAUUAACAAACUCGUCGACGCCAGCAUACAAUCGGCGCCGGGACAAAAGGAGUGCGACAAUGCCAUACGCAACAUUGAGGGUCUGCGCGUAAUGCUGGACUAUCCACAUGAGCCCAUCAACGAACAGGGCUACUUCGAAUGCGUCGAGAAUGCGACCGGCAAGUCACGCAAUUUGGGUUACGCCAUUUCCGAGAUGAUUAACAAUGCAAAACAAUCGAAUCACGUUGGUUUUGGUCAGUCGGUGAACACCGUGGGAGAGUCCAUACAUAGCUUGAUCGAGUCAUCUGCACAGGCCGCCUAUUUAAUUGGUGUAUCGCAUCCGAGUAGCGUAGCCGGACGUCCGGGUAUCAUUGAUCAGGCUCAACUGAGCUGGGCUUAUCAGGGUAUUCGUCAGCAUUGCGAGAUUGUGAGCAGCGCCAAAGCCACAAAACAACAAAAGAUAUCGGCGCUAACGGUAAUCGCCAAGCAUACCAGCUAUUUGUGUUCCAUCUGCCGACAGGCCAGCAUGAACACCAACAAUCCGGUGGCAAAGAAUGAAUUCAUUGUGUUGGCUAAACAAGUUGCCACAGCCACCUCGAACUUGGUACAGGAGAUAAAGAGUAUUGAGGACGAACCAUCCACACCAACGCGCGCACGCCUCGUAGAACCGCUAUUGGAGUCUGUGAAAGCGGUACGUCAAUAUGCUUCCAGUCCGGAAUUUAUUUCGGUGCCAGCAAAGAUUUCCGCCGAAGGUCGCAAGGCGCAAGAACCUGUCAUCAAUGCUGGACGCGGUGUUAUAGACGGCGUGAUCGAAAUGGUGAAGGCCGCAAAAUCAUUGGCGCUCUCACCGGAUGAUCCACCAGUGUGGCAACAACUUUCCAAUGCCUCAGCGCCCGUCUCCGAAUCCGUGAAACGUUUGGUGGACAACAUACGCGAUAAAGCGCCGGGUCAAGCGCAAUGCGAACAGGUUUUGCAUACGCUGAACACGUGCACGCGUGAAUUGGAUAGCUGCGCCAUGGCUGUCAGCGCACAGGGUUUGAGUCAACGCCGCGAUAAUAAUUUACAUGGCUUCAGCGGUCAAACAUUGAAUUCCGCUGCGGAGUUAAUUGACAAACUCGAACCCAUACGUAUGGCGGGCAAGAACAAUGCCGAGCAAUUGGGACAUGCUGUCGGCGAGAUUUCACGCUACAUUGUGCCCAUGGUGAAUGGCGCCAUCGGCGCUUGCACGCACAUCGUUCACACCAACCAACAAAUGAGUUUGAUCAAUCAAACGAAAUCGGUGGUGGAGAGCGCUGUCACGCUAGUGCAAGCCGCUAAAGAUUCGGCCGGCAAUCCACGUUCCACACAUGCGCACACACACUUGGACGAGUCCAUCGAUUACACGCGUCAAGCGAUACAAGAGCUAACGGAAACUGUGGAGAAGAUCAACGCGGAUAUGGGUGUUGUAACGGGUCUGAUGGAGCAAGUGAAUCGUGCCAUUACACGUUUGACCGACAAACGUCAAUCGUUGCUUAAUGCCUCCUACUCCGACUCAUUCGUUGACUAUCAAACACGCAUGGUGCAAUCGGCUAAGGAAAUUGCGCGCCUAGCAAAUGACAUGAACGCCAAGGCAACCAUCGAACCGCAACUACUGCCGCAAAUUGCCUUAGAAAUGACACAGCAUUACACGCAGUUGACACAGGAUUCGGUGGGUGCAUCGACGACUACAUCCACACCGGAUGUAGCUAUGCGCAUACGUUCGAGUGUGGUGGAUUUGGGUCGCUCGGUGAGCGCUAUGAUACAAUCGGGUGCAACUGGCGCACGUCCCAACGACGUGUCAAGUCAAGGCGAAAUCGCCCGCAACGCACGUGACGUCUCCGAAAAGGUCGCACAGGUUUUGGCUGCACUACAGGCCGGCUCACGUGGCACCCAAGCUUGCAUUAAUGCUGCGCACACUGUGUCCGGCAUAAUUGGCGAUCUCGAUACGACCAUUAUGUUUGCCACCGCCGGCACUUUGCAUUCGGACGGUGAUGGCUCAUUCGCCGAUCAUCGCGAACAUAUUCUGCAAACCGCUAAGGCUUUGGUGGAGGACACAAAAGUACUGGUCACUGGCGCUGCAGGCACACAAGAGGAACUGGCGAACGCCGCACAGAAUGCCGUCUCAACUAUAUUACAACUUUCGGAAGCUGUUAAGCGUGGCGCUUGUAGUCUAGGCUCUACACAGCCGGAUUCGCAAGUUAUGGUUAUCAAUGCCGUUAAGGAUGUCGCAUCUGCUUUGGGUGAUUUGAUUAAUGCCACCAAAUUGGCUUCAGGCAAACCCAUACACGAUCCAUCGAUGCAAGAUUUGAAGGAGAGCGCUAGGACGCUUAAAGAAAUGUGCACAUCUGCUGCCGCCGCUGCUGGUACUACUAACAUACUCUAUGGCCAGCGCGAACUCCAUCACCAGUCACUCAUAAAUCAUGGAAUACUUAGCGCUUAGGCCAACAAAAGUGCCGAGCGCACAAGUCAAGCAACCGCAAGUGUUGCGCGAUUUUUAUUAAAAAAAAUUUUAAACAUAUAUUGAAUAACACGUCGUCUUCAUCUCGCCAAAACGUCUUAACUUCAACCAGCUGUCGUCACAUGCGCCAGCUCUCAUUUUUUGACAUUUUGGAGCAUCGUUUUUUAUUCAUAUAAUUAAAAUCGUACCGUCAACGCACCGCAAAAUCAAAAUUUAACGCAUAAAUAUUCGAAAAAACAACAACAAAUCAACUGGUUAAACUAAUUUUUAGACAUAAUCAUAUAAAAUUUAAAAUAAUAAUACUAAUACUAAAAUUUGUAAAAUUCUAUAGCAUUUUGGCUUGUAAGAAUUUGCGGAUGCUGUUGCACUCGACUUGCUUUACGUUUUGGUAGCAAUUUAUUAUUUUUUAACAUUUUUAAUUUUGACUUUUGGAGGCUUCUACAGCUUCACUGCACACAGACAUAGCAAGUAGUUGCCACACUUUUAUCUUUUUAGUUGAAAUUA
Messenger RNA from Bactrocera latifrons, 7467 nucleotides. RefSeq names its product talin-2 (gene rhea). The transcript has 12 exons. Gene Ontology annotation, molecular function: integrin binding; structural constituent of cytoskeleton; actin filament binding. The coding region runs from base 445 to 6945 and encodes 2166 amino acids. Gene Ontology annotation, cellular component: plasma membrane; cytoskeleton; focal adhesion. Lineage: Eukaryota; Metazoa; Arthropoda; Insecta; Diptera; Tephritidae. The record is from RefSeq and is a predicted model, not a curated record. Gene Ontology annotation, biological process: cell-cell adhesion.